CUCCAUCAAAGUCGAAAACACAAUAGCCAUUGGCAGAAUACCAUUGCAACCUCAAUUCUCGGGAAAUAAGUGGCAUGUUUGACCAUGGUUUCCUCUUCUCGGGGUCGGAAUUAACCGACAGACCGAGAAGUAUCUCAGAAGAUGAAUGGAAUGGGAAUGGGAACAUCCCACGCACGCCCCACCGAGGGGUCCCAGUUACUGCUGGCGGGGUAAACUUCCCCUCGAAAAGCAUCAUCAGCCACUCAUCGUCGCGGCACCUCCUCCAUCGACUUCGAUGAUGGACUAGAGCCAUGCUAUGUGACCCCCACCGGAGGACCUCGGCCGUCUGGAAGCGCUCCCUAUUUCUGUCGCGCUCGCCCUCCUCUUCUUCCUUCAGUCUUUCCUUCUUUCUUCAUCUCUCCUAUCUCUAUUCUCCUCGUGAAUUCCAUCCUCUUACACAAUGUCUCUCGGAAAGAAGGUUACUCUCAACUCCGGUGCUCAGAUCCCCCAGCUGGGAUUUGGUACCUGGCAGUCUGCCCCCGGUCAGGUCGGUGAUGCCGUCUACGAGGCCUUGAAGGCCGGUUACCGCCACUUGGAUCUGGCUACUAUCUACCAGAACCAGCGCGAGGUCGCCGAGGGCAUCAAGAGAGCCUACAAGGACGUCCCUGGCCUCAAGCGUGAGGACAUCUUCAUCACCUCCAAGCUGUGGAACUCCCAGCACGACCCCGCCGUUGUUGAGAAGGCUUUGGACGAGUGCCUUGCUGAGCUCGAGCUUGACUACCUCGAUCUCUACCUCGUCCACUGGCCCGUUUCCUUCACCACCGGCUCCGAGCUCUUCCCCCUCGUCAAGGACAGCUCCGUUGAGGGCGGUGAUGUCGUGAUCAACGACAACAUCUCCAUCGUCGACACCUGGAAGGCCAUGACCCAGCUCCCCAAGAGCAAGGCCCGCACCGUCGGUGUCUCCAACCACAUGAAACACCACCUCGAGGCCAUCAUCAACGCCACCGGUGUCGUCCCCGCCGUCAACCAGAUCGAGCGUCACCCCGUUCUCCAGAGCAACGAGCUCAUCGAAUACUGCCAGCAGAAGGGCAUCCACGUGACUGCCUACUCUGCCUUCGGAAACAACGGCUUCGGCGUCCCCCUCCUCGUCACCCGCCCCGAAGUCAAGGAAGUCGCCGAGUCUGCCUCCAAGCGCCUCGGCACCACCGUCACCCCCGCUCAGGUCGUCCUGGCCUGGUCCCAGGUCGGCGGCCACAGUGUCAUCCCCAAGUCGGUUACGCCGUCCCGCAUCCAGGAGAACUUCAAGGAGGUGGAGCUCACUCCCGAGGAAAUCGCCAAGGUGUCCGAGCUUGGCAAGGACCGCAGACGCUACAACACUCCUUACAUUGCUAACAAGCCUCGCUGGGAUAUUGACAUCUUCGGUGAGGAGGAGGAGAAGCCUGCUGGUCAUAAGGUGAUUGUUUAAAGUGCUGGUCGCUGGGAACUCUCGCUUGUAUGAUGAUGACGAUUAUGUGAUGGGUUAUAUAUUUGUGUAGGAGAUAGAGAAAUGUG
Aspergillus costaricaensis CBS 115574 is the source of this 1530-nucleotide messenger RNA. RefSeq names its product putative aldehyde reductase (AKR1) (gene akr1). Lineage: Eukaryota; Fungi; Ascomycota; Eurotiomycetes; Eurotiales; Aspergillaceae. Gene Ontology annotation, molecular function: aldose reductase (NADPH) activity. Bases 440 to 1444 code for a protein of 334 amino acids. The record is from RefSeq and is a predicted model, not a curated record. Gene Ontology annotation, cellular component: cytosol. The transcript is spliced from 8 exons.